Eupeodes corollae is the source of this 5398-nucleotide messenger RNA. RefSeq names its product potassium voltage-gated channel subfamily H member 7 (gene Ih). The transcript is spliced from 15 exons. Gene Ontology annotation, molecular function: voltage-gated potassium channel activity. Lineage: Eukaryota; Metazoa; Arthropoda; Insecta; Diptera; Syrphidae. The record is from RefSeq and is a predicted model, not a curated record. Gene Ontology annotation, biological process: potassium ion transport; transmembrane transport. Gene Ontology annotation, cellular component: membrane. The coding region runs from base 1328 to 5011 and encodes 1227 amino acids.
GUGUGUAUUUCACAUUGGAAAGACUUUUUGGGUUUUUUCCUCAAGAAGUUUACAAUUAACAUGUUUAAAAUAAAGAAAUGGGUACACCGGAUAUUUAGUUCAUUACUUAAAGCCGAUCGAAGUCUUUUGUUAUACGCAGAUAUAUUUAUUUUUUUGUGACGCAAUAACUUCAUAUUAAAUAAUCAAAACAAAAAAUCAUAAAACAUAUAAUAUAAAAGAAAAGAAAAAUCUGCGAUCCUCUUAUUAAAAUAUAUAGUUAUAUAUUUAGAUGUGUUAUGUUUUAUGAGUUUUAAACUGAGUUAUAUAUAUAUAUACAAUAUAUAUCCAUUAAAGGUGCUUGCAUAUUAGAACUUAAGUCAGAUAACGUUUGUUCGAAGUUGUGAUGUUAAAAUUUACUUUGUAAAAUGUAAAUUACGCCGAUGAAUAAUAUGAACAUUUCAUAUAUAAGUGCUUAGAAAACAAAAGUGAAGAAGAUAAGAUAUAUAUACCUACCUACAAAAUAUUCGUACGAAAAUAUCGGUUAAUAGAAAAUGAAAGGAAUUACAUAAUCAACUACAGUUCGUAACACUCAAUUUAUGGGUUAUAUUAUACGAAACGUACCUGUGUAAUAUUAAUGAAAAUAUAAUAAAUUAAAUAUUGAACGGCUUUGUAAAUAAAACAGUGCACAAAUUUAUAAACAAAAUAACACCUACAUACCUAUAAUAAUUAAAAUUAAUAGAAAAAAUAUAUUCUCGAUAAGCAAAAAAAAUCAAGAACUUAUGUAACUAACGUAGCAAAAACUACCUAUACAUGGAAUGGUGAAAAAUCUUCUUCUUUCAGAGCAUAAUAUUUAAAUAUUACCAAUUUAUUUACCAUACCUAGUGAAAAAAGUUUAUAACAAAAAAAAAGAAAAAAACAUAUUAUUUUCCCUGGCUAAAGUUUUGAUGUACAUAGUUAAUAAAUACAAGUUCCAUGGUUCAGGAAGUCUCUUAUUGUGCCUAUAAGUCAUAGAAAAAAAAAUUGCAUACUUACAUAUAAAUACAGAUAUAUCUAUAAAAUUGUUAAAAUGGGUGACAAAUAGAGCCCAUUCUAUGUAUAUAAAUUAAUAUACCUAUCCUAUUAGGCUUAUUAAUAAUCGCAUUAGACGUGUUAACUAAAUAGCUUGAUAUUAGAGAGUUCAUAUAAAACAAUAUAUUUUGCCCACCAACAUCACAAAUGAAUCCUAUAUGAAAAACAACAAAACAUCUAAAAAUCUAAUCUAUAAAUACAUAUAGAAAUUAAAAAAAAAAACACACAUUAUUUUAUUUUUGUUUAAAAAACAAAAAUAAUACCUAAGUACCAUUUUGCAAUGCAUGUAAAAAAUUAUCAACGAAGAGUCAGUGGACCUGGAGCUUUUGGGACUUUUAGUGAAUCGUGCGGAGAAAAUUCGAACGAUCAGCAAAAUUUGAGUCAUCACUUGCUACGGCAGUCUCUGAUUAACCUCACAAGCGCACACAACAAUAGUCACAACAUAAGUAAUAUAAGCAAGACCGUAAAUUUACAGAAAUCGAUAUCGUGUAGCUGUGAGUCUCUUAAAUGUGCGGCGCGAAAUAUCAACCGAAUAAGUUUGAGGAACGUUGACGGCGACGACAGUGAAUCCCUUCUCUACGAUCAUAUUGUCAACAACACUCCGGGUUCAUAUUUGCCUAGUGUAUUUCAAGAUGAUCCUCCAUCCGUUGGAGCACUCGAUCACAAUGCUACCGGAAAACAAUAUUCAUAUGAUAGUUAUUACAAUGGCCAAUCAAGUAACAAACACCGCUUAGAUUGUACAAGCAUUGUAAACAGUAGUAGUCAUAAUAGUUGUGGCACAGGCAGUAGUGCUGCUGUCGUAGGGGACGAUCAAAGAAAUUUCCCCGAUUUCCAUUGUGCUGAUAGUAAUGUAUAUUCAUAUAGUGGUUUUAAGAAAAUAGUUGCUCAUAAUUUCAGUAAUUCUGAUCCAAUAACGCGUUAUAGCCACAUAGAUGAUAAUCAUUUGAUGCUAAAGAGUCAUUACAGUGAUUGUAACAUAUAUGCAAAACAAAACUCGGCGCUUAAAAGUGAAUACGCAAACAGUAGUAACUGUUCAAGUAGUAAAAACCAUCCAUUGGUAAGUAAUAAAACAUACAUAUUUAAGUGCAUUGCAAACAGUCCAUCGUUUUUGAAAAACAAUAAAAUAAAGGAGCAUUCAAAAAAGUUACGUAAUUUCUCGCUGAAGGCUGCUGGAAACGUUAAAAAGAAAAACCAAAUUAUAGUGAAAUCGAAUGCGGUGUCGGAUAAUUCGUUGCAUCCGAGUGAUAAAUAUUUGAAUCAAUACCUCGACGAAAAGAAAAGUAGCACGCAGCAAGGUAACAACCAGCAACAGCAAUAUCAGCAGCAGCAGCAACAACAACAGCAGCAGCAGCCGUCGGGCUUAUCCACGGGCUCUCUGUCUCUAUCGGCUAUACGGCCGCUCAUAGCUAAUGGAUCUGUUAAAACAUAUCCGACAUAUCGACCUCGUGUAAGGACAGACUCAAAAGACACCCUCUGCCGGAACAAACGCACAAAAAUUAAUAAAAGCUGCAACCUUGCAUGCGAACAACACAAUCUUACCUGCAGAACAACAAACAACACAAAUCUGAAUUUAUCACCGAAAAAUUCACUCUCUAGUAAUGGACAUCUUAAUAAACUCUGCUUAACAGAUAUUACAAGACGAAAGGCGGAAUUCAAUCGGCAGCUAAGUGCGCCAACAGAUUAUACUAGAACUACAACAACUGCGACGGGUUCCAUAAAGGCGUCAUUGCAAAAUUGUUCCUCAUCGAAGCAGUCAUCGGUAUCCUGCACAAAUAGUUUCAAUAGGAAAACAAAUAAAAAGCACAAGAAUUACAAAGUUAACGACAGAUUAGUAUGUGGUGACAGUGAAGAAUCAGUUCGAUGUUCUUAUUGCUCAACUCUAAACGAAAACGAUUUAAGAAUCUCGUUUGAAAAUACUUGCACUGAUUCUUUAGUGACCGCUUUCGAUGAUGAAGCUCUUCUAAUAUGCGACCAAGGAAGCGAAAUGGCAAGAACAAAGGUGCACUUUGACGACGUUUCUCUUUAUGGGACCCCUAAAGAGGAACCAAUGCCUUCCAUUCCAGUAGUAUCGGAAAAAGUAUCAGCGAAUUUCUUAAAAAGUCAAUUGCAAUCAUGGUUCCAGCCAACCGACAAUCGGCUUGCCAUGAAACUUUUUGGCAGCCGAAAAGCAUUGGUAAAAGAAAGAAUAAGACAAAAGACCUCGGGACAUUGGGUUAUUCAUCCCUGCAGUUCAUUUAGAUUUUAUUGGGACCUUUGUAUGCUUCUACUGCUAGUAGCGAAUCUUAUUAUCCUGCCAGUUGCUAUAUCAUUCUUUAAUGAUGAUUUGAGCACACGAUGGAUUGCCUUUAACUGCCUAAGUGAUACUAUUUUUUUAAUAGACAUCGUAGUCAAUUUUAGAACUGGAAUUAUGCAACAAGACAACGCGGAACAGGUGAUUUUGGACCCCAAGCUUAUCGCUAAACACUAUUUAAAAACAUGGUUUUUUCUUGAUUUGAUUUCUUCGAUCCCGCUUGAUUAUAUCUUUUUAAUCUUUAAUCAAAUUAUGAAAUUGCAGGAUUUUUCUGACUCAUUUCAAAUCCUGCACGCCGGCCGGGCGUUGCGAAUACUCCGCUUGGCCAAGCUUUUAUCUUUAGUUAGACUGUUGAGACUGUCAAGGCUAGUCAGAUAUGUGUCACAGUGGGAAGAAGUAUAUAUUCUGCAGAAUCUACAAAAAAAAAGUGCUGAUCGAAGAGGGAGAAUGCACAGAAAAGACAAAGAUGGCUUAACAAAAAGCAACCUCAUUUUGAAGUUUCUUAAUAUGGCAUCUGUAUUUAUGAGAAUCUUCAAUUUAAUAUGUAUGAUGCUGCUAAUAGGCCAUUGGAGUGGUUGUCUACAGUUUUUAGUGCCAAUGCUUCAAGGAUUUCCAUCUAAUUCCUGGGUUUCUAUAAAUGAGCUACAGGAGUCAUAUUGGCUGGAACAGUAUUCUUGGGCGUUAUUUAAAGCGAUGUCUCACAUGCUUUGUAUAGGUUAUGGAAGAUUCCCACCGCAGUCAUUGACGGAUAUGUGGCUGACUAUGCUUUCAAUGAUAUCUGGAGCAACGUGUUAUGCCUUAUUUCUAGGUCACGCUACGAAUUUAAUCCAAAGUUUAGACUCAAGUAGACGUCAAUACAGAGAAAAAGUAAAACAAGUUGAAGAAUAUAUGGCAUAUCGAAAACUGCCUAGAGACAUGCGGCAAAGAAUAACAGAGUACUUUGAGCAUCGCUAUCAGGGGAAAUUCUUCGACGAAGAAUGUAUUUUGGGUGAAUUGAGUGAAAAGCUUAGAGAAGAUGUAAUAAAUUACAAUUGUAGAUCUCUCGUUGCGUCAGUGCCUUUUUUUGCCAAUGCUGACUCUAAUUUUGUUUCUGAUGUUGUUACGAAGCUGAAAUAUGAAGUUUUCCAACCAGGUGAUAUUAUUAUAAAAGAAGGCACAAUUGGAACCAAAAUGUAUUUUAUACAGGAGGGUGUCGUGGAUAUUGUGAUGGCCAAUGGAGAGGUCGCAACAUCAUUAUCAGAUGGAUCAUAUUUCGGUGAAAUAUGCUUACUAACAAAUGCACGACGCGUUGCCAGCGUGCGAGCGGAAACCUACUGUAACUUAUUCUCAUUAAGUGUGGAUCAUUUCAAUUGUGUUUUGGAUCAGUAUCCACUAAUGCGAAAAACGAUGGAAACCGUAGCAGCUGAACGUCUUAACAAGAUUGGUAAAAAUCCAAACAUAAUGACCCAGAAGGAUGAACAGAGUAAUAACCCCGAGUCCAAUACGAUCACUGCUGUUGUCAAUGCUCUAGCUGCAGAGGCUGACGACUGUAAAGAUGAUGAUAACGAUCUCAAGGAAAAUCUGUUACAUGGAUCCCAAUCGAGCAUUAUUGAACCAGUUCAAACUAUAAGGAAAGGACUUCCAAGGCCAAGAAGUGGUGAAUUUCGCGCACUAUUUGAGGGCAACACUCCAUGACACUAAGAAACAUAUGAAUUUGCUACAUUUUCGCUAUACAAAUAUCGUCAAAAAUAGUUAGAUUAUUUUAUUAGUGCAAUUUUCAAUUCAUCUAACUGAAAAUGAUUUCAGCUCCGCUAACUGUGAUGACUAUAUAUAAGAAACGAAAUUCAAUUGAUUUCAUUACUCAAGCAAUACUAUAACGAUGACGACUCGUGCAGACCCAAUCUCCUUCAUUAAACAUAUUUAAACCUCAUGUACAGCAUGUUGUCUUUUUAUAAGAUUUUGUUUAAUAUUUAUUUAUUUUUAUUUUUAUUUUUAGUUAAAAAUUAAAUUUUGCAAGUUGUAUUUGUUAAAAAAAAUAUAUGGUAUUUUACUAUAGAAACAAUAAAUACAUGAAGGACAAUA